AACAGAUUGGCUGUGAGCUAAUAUAAGUGCAUUUUAACUAGAUACUUUUGCAGACAUGAAUGAAUGAAAAAAUCAGUGACCACUGACCGGUCAAAAUAUAAUUUUUCCAAAUUAUAAUAAAAAUUGAAAGAUAACAAACAGAAAGUAGUUAUGACAACAAAUGGAAAAAGACUAAAAAGACUUUCUCCUUUCACAUCUAAAAUUCAAGAAUCUCCACCUUCAAAAAAAUCAAAAACACUAGAUAACAUUCAAUAUCAAAUUACAACUAAUACAAAUAUAUCAAAUACUAACAUCAGUAUGAAUAAUUUUCAAGGCCAAACCAAAACAAAUUCAAAUUUCCAAAAUAAUUAUGCACCUUUAGCAGAAAAAAUGAGGCCUCAAAAUUUAAAUGAUUAUAUUGGGCAAAAGCACCUUCUUGGACCAAAUACUUUACUGAAUGAUUUAUUAAAAAAUGGUGAAAUUCCAAGCAUGAUUUUAUGGGGACCACCUGGUUGUGGAAAGACUUCAUUGAUCAAUGUUAUAAUUCAAGAAAGUAAAAGAAAUUCUGAUAUUCCAAUAAAAUUUAUUAAACUCUCUGCAACUACUGCUGGUAUUAAUGAUGUAAAAAAAGCUGUCACGGAGGCAGAAAUCCAAUUAAAACAAAAUAAACGUACUAUAGUUUUUAUGGACGAGGUGCACAGAUUCAACAAACUGCAACAAGAUGUUUUUCUACCUUAUGUAGAAUCUGGAACAUUUACCUUAAUUGGAGCUACAACUGAAAAUCCAUCUUUUAGUUUGAAUUCUGCAUUAUUAAGUAGGUGUAGAGUAUUUGUUUUAAAGAAACUGAGUAAAGAAGAUAUAAUACAUAUUCUUUUAAGAGCAAUAGAAUUAAUGGGUGGAGAGGUAGGUACAAAAAUAAAAAAGAAAGAACAAAGUCAAAUGCAACCAAAAUUUUUUAUCGAUAUAAGAAGUAUAGAAUGGCUAGCAGAAGUUUGUGAUGGAGAUGCGAGAAUAGCUUUAGGAGGUCUAGAAAUGGCUGUGGAAGUGAAAGUAGGAAAUAAUUAUGAAAAUAUAAAUAUUAUUAAUCUAAGUGAUAUAAAAAGUCAUUUGGAAAUAGCUUCUGGUUUGUCCGACAGUAAAAGCAGUAAUGUUAAUCAUUUAUACAAUGCGUUACAUCACAGUAUUAUUGGUAACAAUGAUAAUGCUGCUCUAUAUUGGCUUGCAAGAAUACUCGAGUGUAAAGAGGAUCCUGUACUUAUCGCCCAGAGAUUAGUCAAUAUAGCUACUGAAAAUAUUGCUUUUGAUAAUGAUUUAGCUUUAGAUAUGGCUAUGCAUACUUUGGAUGCUUGCAAAAUGAUAGGCAUGCCAGAAUCGGAUGUUAUGUUGGCCCAAUGUGUUUUAUAUUUAACAAGAGCAGAAAAAUGCAGGAAAAUACCAAAUGCUUUAAUAAGAGCUCAAUGUGCCAUUGAAAAUUAUGUAGGGCCCCAACCAAAAGUUCCACUAUUUAUUAAAGAUACCACAGCUCAAGGAAAAUUGAAAGCUACCCAAGGUGCUAAUUAUAAAAAUAUAUUGCAACAAGAAAAUUUGGAAAAGAAUCACUUACCUUUUGGGAUGGAAAAUGCUGAUUUUUUUCAAGAUUCUUCAUGAUUCAGAAUCAAUAUACUAUUUAUUUAUGUAAAACUUUUAUAUAAAACUUUUAUAAGAUUUUUUUAACUUACUGCUGUCAGGUUACAGCAUAACUCGAGAAUCUACAUAA
Messenger RNA from Phymastichus coffea, 1735 nucleotides. RefSeq names its product ATPase WRNIP1-like. NCBI's taxonomy places the organism in Eukaryota, Metazoa, Arthropoda, Insecta, Hymenoptera, Eulophidae. The transcript is spliced from 5 exons. Gene Ontology annotation, molecular function: single-stranded DNA helicase activity; ATP hydrolysis activity; enzyme activator activity. The coding region runs from base 151 to 1626 and encodes 491 amino acids. The record is from RefSeq and is a predicted model, not a curated record. Gene Ontology annotation, cellular component: nucleus. Gene Ontology annotation, biological process: DNA-templated DNA replication; regulation of DNA repair.